Molecule: messenger RNA, 1973 nt
Organism: Agrilus planipennis (emerald ash borer)
Lineage: Eukaryota; Metazoa; Arthropoda; Insecta; Coleoptera; Buprestidae
Product: coiled-coil domain-containing protein 186
Exons: 7
Coding region: 9-1337 (442 amino acids)
Biological process (GO): vesicle cytoskeletal trafficking
Cellular component (GO): trans-Golgi network
Molecular function (GO): small GTPase binding
Source: RefSeq, a predicted model, not a curated record
CACAUUUAAUGAGAAACUGUACAUUUCAUGAGUGUAUAUUUUUAGGGAAACAAGUUCAAGAACUGCAAGCACAGUUAAUAUUACUGAAACAUGAAAAGACUGAAAAAGAAAGUCAAAUAUCCCAAACUCAGUCUGUUCUAGAAAAGAUGAAGAGCAAGGAGAUUGAGCUUUUCCAAGAAAACAAAGACCUUUCUCUAAAGCUGGGAGAUUUGCAAAAACAACUUACCAAUUUGGAGGCAGACUAUGUUGCCCUGAGGAACAACAGUGAAGAGCAAAAACAAUUGUCAGAAGAAUUGAAUGCAAAAAAUAUGGAACUUGAACAAUUAAAGUGUGUACAAAAAAUUAAGGAUAAGCAAAUAGAAGAACUAAAUGUUCAAUUAGCAGCAUUUAAACAGCGAAACAUCGAUUUGGAAUUGGACAUGAAAUCUUGUAAAGAACGUGAAGCUGAAAUGUUAGCCUUCACAAAACAAUUAACAGAUAAAAACGUCGCAUUACAAUCACAAUUCACGUCUAUAGAGACCAAAGUGCAGCAGUUGGUUUGUGAACAAACGAUUUUAAAAAAUUCAGUCAAAGAUAACGAGACCAAGGCUAACAGUUUCGCCAUUCAACUAAAUGAGGAGCGUAAAAAGCAUAUAGAAGAUGUGAAUUAUUUAAAGGCUGAAUUGGCAGAACAAAUUAAAAGGUGUGAGGCUUUAAAUCAAGAAUCGGCGGAUCUUAAGGGCGAAAAUGUAGUACUGAAAAGGAAAUUGGAACUUUCACUUCGAGAAGUUAAUAAGGAACUACAACAGUGUAGGAAGAAAUUGGAGCAAAAUGAAAUUUCUAGCAACAACACUAGCAGUUCCAGUAGCACUGUUAGUGUUGGAGAAGGGGGGUCCAAUUCAUCUCCAUCUCCCACAACCGAACAAAUAAAGGUAAUUCAACCUGAAAUGGUCAUAGAAAAACAAACGUUAAUAGAUCACAUAGUGAAACUACAGAGAAUCAGUGCUAGAAAAUCAGAAAAAAUAGAUUUUUUAGAAGAACAUAUCAACACUUUAGUCGAGGAAUUACAAAAGAAAUCACGUUUAUUACAAAAUUAUAUGCUCCAUGAUCAUGCUGGAGCAUUAACAUCAAAUUCCAUGGAUAAAAACAAGGCAAACAUAGCAAAAACGCAUGGAAUAAUGGCAUCUGUGUAUGGCUCACGAGUGGCAGACAACAAUCUAACACUAGAACUGUCCCUUGAUAUAAACAGAAAAUUGCAAGCCGUACUUGAAGAUGCCUUACUUAAAAAUAUUACAUUGAAGGAAAAUGUUGAUACACUUGGGGCCGAAAUAGACAGACUUAAUAAACUUAGACCAUAAUUUACAUUUGUUUUCCUAUUGAUAAAAAAUCAACUUGUGAUAAUGUUGAGUAUUUACUUAUAAAAGGGCAUUUCUGUAUGCAGAGCAAAACGUCUGCCGAAUUCAAUUUACAAAGUAUUUUAAAUAUAUAUAGGAAGUCUUAAAUAUUUUUACCAUUAGCUGAAUCUCCUGAGCAGUUGUGUGAAUGAUUGUUGAAAAGUAUUAAUAAUUGUACUGGUGGUUUGUACAUCAAGUUUUAAGAAGUUGUUAUUAAUUUUAAAGGCUGAUUUAUAUUUUCCUUGAAAAACUGUUACAUUCGGAUAUUUUGGUACUUAUUAACCUUUUGAUUUAUAAUUAAUGAAUGAAUUUUGAGGCAUUUUUUACCACAACUUUUGGUUUAUAACUAAUGGAAUAAUUUUUGAGAUACGUGUUACCAUCAUAACGGUGCAUUUAUGUAUUUUAUAUUUAUUUAAAACCUAAUUGUGUUGCAGUUUUGCUAGUCUUUCUAUAUAUUUUUUUAUUGUCUUUACUAAGUACUUAAAAGAUAUAAUAUGAUAAUAAAUAAAAACUGUAUUACGUUUUAAUAUCAGUGUACCUAAAAAUUGAAACAUUGUAUUUAAUGUAUUAAAGAUAUAAAUAAAAUAUUUAUUUGGUUUA